AUGUUUGGAGCCAGCAAUUUGACAAAUUCUACCUUUUAUUCCGAUCACGCAGGGAAAGAAUUGCAUACUGCAGAAACGACGCCUUUGUAUCAUUUUCUGGCGUAUUGCAUCUGUGCGGCAACAUUUGCGAGCGCAUUCUUUCAAAUCACUACCCGACUGAAGUUGCAUCGGGUAACAAAGUUUUACGGUACAUCAAUUGCCACAAAGUACGUGGGAAGAAUUCCUCAUUUAGGUGCAGGUGGUAUUUCGUUUAGCUUGAUGGCAAUGCAAGCAGCAAAGACGUUUGAAAUAGAACAUAAAAAGCUUAAAAUUCCUGAAGAAGAACUCAGACGCGAGCAAGCAAUUCAAGGUAUUUGUGGUUCCCUACUUGCUUUGAAUGCUGGAGUAGCAUUAAAUUAUUUGUUUGACCGGAGUCAAAUAAUAGGAAUCAAUUCUACAGUACGUCUUGGUGGAACUAUAUUUGGAGUCUUAUAUGCAAUAUGUGGAAAUGCUAUUUGGGAGAGAAGCAAACAAAUCUUUUAUGAACGUGAAGAGAGGCUGCAAAACGCAAUUGCUGGCAAACCAAUCCGUAAAGAAGUCCAGCUUUCAUCAACCGAAGAUAUCAAAAGAGCUCGUCCAGAAGCAGAAUCAGAAGCUGCCGCAGAAGAGCCUAUUCGUCUAGUGUAGGAUGUUGGCAAGAAAAGCUGGCCAUAGGUUUGUUGUCAUCCUGUAUCCUCUUUAUUGACCAUCACUAAUUUAUAGCACAGUUUGCGGCACUUUACCAGUCUCUCUUAACGCGUUGCAUAGAUGUUUACUCCAAUACAAAACACACGUGUGCCGUUAACAGCCUGCAAUACAGUGUUCAUAUGCAUGCACCCACAGGCAAUAAACAGCGCGGGCGCCGCGCUUGCGCAAGUAUGGACCCGG
Molecule: messenger RNA, 906 nt
Organism: Meira miltonrushii
Lineage: Eukaryota; Fungi; Basidiomycota; Exobasidiomycetes; Exobasidiales; Brachybasidiaceae
Exons: 1
Coding region: 1-666 (221 amino acids)
Source: RefSeq, a predicted model, not a curated record